UACCUUAACAGAGGGCGCAACCCACUCAUCACCAUCAUCAUGUCAGAAAGAUACAGCUUCUCUUUAACCACAUUUAGUCCAUCAGGCAAGCUUGUUCAAAUUGAGUAUGCAUUGGCAGCAGUAGCAGCUGGUGCACCAUCAGUUGGAAUUAAAGCUUCCAAUGGGGUCGUUAUCGCUACAGAGAAGAAACAGAAAAACAUUUUAUAUGAUGAGCACAGUAUCCAUAAAGUGCAGCCUAUCACAAAACACAUAGGCGUGGUGUACAGUGGCAUGGGAGUUCCUCGAACGCAGCAGGGACACAAUGAAACGGGGAGGAGUUCUGAACGCACCAAUGACACAAUGCAGGACGGGGAGGAGUUCCUGAACCGCAGGGCCGCAGGACACAAUGAGACGAGCGAGGAGAUUCCCGUGAACGGCAACCACAGGACACAAUGA
Messenger RNA from Priapulus caudatus, 435 nucleotides. RefSeq names its product proteasome subunit alpha type-2-like. The transcript is spliced from 4 exons. The record is from RefSeq and is a predicted model, not a curated record. Gene Ontology annotation, biological process: ubiquitin-dependent protein catabolic process. The coding region runs from base 40 to 435 and encodes 131 amino acids. Lineage: Eukaryota; Metazoa; Priapulida; Priapulimorpha; Priapulimorphida; Priapulidae. Gene Ontology annotation, cellular component: proteasome core complex, alpha-subunit complex; proteasome core complex.